Molecule: messenger RNA, 1039 nt
Organism: Cyprinus carpio (common carp)
Lineage: Eukaryota; Metazoa; Chordata; Actinopteri; Cypriniformes; Cyprinidae
Gene: nudt15
Product: nudix (nucleoside diphosphate linked moiety X)-type motif 15
Exons: 5
Coding region: 305-772 (155 amino acids)
Biological process (GO): dGTP catabolic process
Cellular component (GO): cytosol
Molecular function (GO): 8-oxo-7,8-dihydrodeoxyguanosine triphosphate pyrophosphatase activity
Source: RefSeq, a predicted model, not a curated record
CGCAACUUCCUAUUUCCUUCCGCGUGAACCAAAGCUUACUGUUCAAAUCAAUUCACGUGUUUACUUUGACAAAGAUUUGCUUUCUUUUGGGAAUUAAGAUGAUUUAAUACCAUUUGUGCAUCUCUUAAUGCACAAGCUUCAACCAGAUCGUGAAAGAUAUGCUUUCUGUUAGGAGAUUCAUCUACCAAAUAAGAUAUAGUGGCGGGGGUUUUGAUUCACUCCAGUGACUCGAGUCUUUUCAAUUCGCUCACCAAAAAGAGUCCUUUUCAUACUGACGCCAGUAGAUGGCAGCAAUUUAAAUACAAUGUCUGAGGCCGUUCAAAAUGGAAAACCCAUCCUCAAACGUCCUGGAGUGGGACUUGGGGUUCUUGUGACAGACUCCUCCUAUCCAGGAUGUGUCCUGUUAGGAAAAAGAAAAACCACAGUUGGGAAAGGCACGUACCAGUUACCAGGAGGUCACAUUGAAUUCGGAGAAACUUGGGAGGAAUGUGCCCAGAGAGAGGUCAUGGAGGAAGCUGGCGUCCGACUGAAGAACCUUCGCUUUGGAUCUGUCGUCAACUCCAUCAGACUGGAAGAAAACUACCAUUAUAUCACAAUCUUCAUGCAGGGAGAAUUGGACAGGUCUUUCUCAGCUGAACCAGUUAAUUUGGAGCCAGAGAAGAAUGAAGGUUGGACAUGGAGGCGGUGGGAUGAAUUUCCCCCUGAAGAGCAGCUAUUCCUGCCAUUAGCCAACCUGAGACAGCAGGACUUCCAGCCAUUCAGAAAGAGUUAAAGGGAUUUUCUGUAAUUAAAAAAAUUACCUUAUCACUCCCUGACCUAACCUUAUUCAGGUUCAGGUGAACUGAACUCACCUUAGGCCUUUUCUCACUCAUUUUGAAGAGAGCAUUGACCUGAAGAAAGGACACAUGCCCUGACCUUAAGUUGUGAGAUUGACAUACUGUACUUUCAUAUUGACUGAAUGUUAUUCCAGCUUCUCAAAAGCCUAAUAAUUUUAUUGAACACACAUGUGUAUUAAAUUAUAUCUAAGGCUAUUAAGCUA